AAAAAAGCCUAACAGAUUCCAGAAGACGUGACAUGGUGAAGAUAUUGGUUGCACACAUGGCGAGUGAACAUGGGACGAGCCCUUCAAGGCGUGUUAAAGAGGACUACGCAAAGGGCAUCACUGCCUUGUUUCCAUACCUGGCCGAUCCCCAGGGCACUUUGGGCUAUGAGCAUUAUUACAAUCCAGUAGAUGGGGGUGGAUUUCUUGCAUGGAGAGUGAAAACGCUUCAAAAAGAAGCCUCAGAGGGACAAAAGAAAAGAAACCCUCAGCCACUGUCAGGUCACUGUUCACUGAUCAUUGUUACAGGUGGUCCAGAUUCUGGUGACAGAACCCCCUUCAGUAAGGAAAAUCGGCUAACCACAGAAACCCAGUGUUGCGAGGCCAUCGUACUCAUGAAGCAUACAACUGAUGAAGCAAUCAUCAAGGAGAAGAUGAAACAGACCUUCAUCCAUCGCCAAGAAAUGGUUCAUGACCCAGUGAAGUCCUCUGAAAUAUUCACCACCUUUCCAAGAUUUCUUGACAUCACGGGAAUGAUAGUGCAGGAUUUCAGUCUGAUGUUUGGUGAUGACAUCUCUGCAAAGUUCCUGGAGAAGUGGCCUACUCACUACAGGCAGAAAGUCCUUGAACAAACCCGUGGCCUCACCCAGACAAGCGACCUUGAAGAUCUCCUUCAUAACGCUGAAUCCACAACAGAAGAACUGGAAGAUGGAUGGGACAGUGAGAUGUCCUCCAUCUUGCUCCUUAUCCACCUCAUGCCACCAUCACCUCAUGGCCGCAACAAGAGACCAGGAAAGCUCUCUGCCAGACAAGCCAUUGACCACCUUGUGAAAUUCAUCAAGACUGGGACCAGUAUUGAAGGGCAUCUGGACAGCAUCACAGAGAGCCGUCAACCCUAUCUACUGGCUGUGGGAACCAAGAGGAGCGCCACACACAAAUAUUUAAUUGUUAUCGACAAACAUGCAAUCCCGUGUCAGUCACCAGAUUGUCUUGCCUCUUUUGACGAGCUUUUUAAAGCUCAUUUCGUCUUCGCUACCUCGUACAACAGGGAUCUGGCCAAUGUCUACCACUUCUUGCAAACCGCAGUUUAUCAGAUUGAUACUGCUACCACCAAGGUGAAUCCCAGGGUCAAAGAGAUGAGAGCUCGGAUGCUGCACUGAUUUUUACACCUUGAGAUGUUUUGUUUUAUUUGCAAUGGCCCUCAAGCAAAUGACAGUUCACUAAUUAAGCACUUGAAGGUGAUCCACGGACUUUGUUCAGGAAAGACACUUCGUCUGAAAUGUGGUCAGCCUGCUUGUUCUCGUUUCUUUGGCACUUUUUCAGGGUUUCGAAAGCAUCUUAAAGCACAUGGACCUUGUGAUCCUGGUGAAGGCCCCUCAACUGAAGAUUUAACUGUAAAUUUUGUUGAUGACUUUCCAUUAAACAGUGCCCCCUCUGACCCAGUCCUUCUUAAUAAGAGUAUUGUGGACAGCUGUGCUGUGACAGUGGCUGAACUUAAAGUGGCAGGUGUAGGCGAAACUAUCAUUAACUCUUUAGUUACUUCAAUGGAAGAGAUUGUUGAUGAUAUCCAUAAUCAAGCAAAAUAAUCUGUGAAGCAGUGUCUAUCUUUACAGGAACCUAUCAAAAGUGAGGUUGAGUGUAAAAUUGAUCAGUGCUUUGAAAAAAUUGAAAAUCCUUUUGGUGUCUUAAUUUCUGAAACUAAGAGAAGGCAGUAUUUCACAGAGAAGUGGGGAAGGGUGGAACCCGUUGAAUGUGUUCUUGGUACAAGAUUUGAUACACGGCGCAAUCAGACUACUGGAACUUAUGAUCCAGUUGUUGUCACUGAUAAAUUGGUUUAUAUCCCAGUUUUGAAAACGUUAGACUUCAUUUACAAACACCCUAAGAUAAAAGAGAUGAUGCAGAGUCAUUCCAGUUCAAGAAAAGAUCUUCUUAAUGACUUUUGUGAUGGAGAUCUUUUCAAGAGUCAUCCUUUAUUUUCAAAACAGAAGCAUGCAAUUCAGUUGCAACUUUUCUAUGAUGAUUUUGAAUGCGCAAAUCCGUUGGGGAGUAAAAAGGGAAUACAUAAAAUAGGAGCAAUCUUUCUCCAAAGCACAACUCAAUGCUGCUUAAUAUUCAUUUGGUCGCUUUAUUCCAUGCCCAAGACAUUAAAACAUAUGGCUUUUCUAAAAUACUUGAUCCAAUUGUGCAAGACAUUAAAGAGCUGGAGACUAAGGGAAUUCGGGUCCCACUGUAUGAAGAAAAUGUGUAUGGAACUAUUGUCCAAGUUACUGGUGACAACCUGGGUCUUCAUAGUUUGUUUGGUUUCGUAGAGUCAUUUAAUGCCAGAUAUUGUUGUCGCUUUUGUCUAGCUGAGAAAGAGGACUUUCAGACAGAAUACCCAGAAGAUUCACCCAAGAUAGUGAUGCGAACUCAAGCACUUCAUGCAGAACAC
Gadus chalcogrammus (walleye pollock) is the source of this 2428-nucleotide messenger RNA. RefSeq lists its product as uncharacterized. The record is from RefSeq and is a predicted model, not a curated record. NCBI's taxonomy places the organism in Eukaryota, Metazoa, Chordata, Actinopteri, Gadiformes, Gadidae. The coding region runs from base 33 to 1157 and encodes 374 amino acids. The transcript has 7 exons.